Molecule: messenger RNA, 2356 nt
Organism: Styela clava
Lineage: Eukaryota; Metazoa; Chordata; Ascidiacea; Stolidobranchia; Styelidae
Product: ran-binding protein 9-like
Molecular function (GO): protein binding
Source: RefSeq, a predicted model, not a curated record
UCAUAGUAUUAUAAAAUAAUUUUUAUUAAAACAAAACUUGUGGAGGCUAUUCAAGUGUUAUCAGAAUUUAAUUAUUUGUUCUUGGAUAUCAACCAUUAUGGAUUUCUCUUUGGUUUCAUAUGAUGAAACUGAAUUCAAAAAUCGACUCAAAAAAUUAUAUCCAACUGUGAAUGCAAGUGAAACGCCAUUUCCAACAAAAUGGAGCUCAAGAGAUAAGUUUUCUCUAAUUAAACUCUCACAAGAUGAUCUAGAAGUACAUUACAAAGGACAAGGGAAAACACACAGAGAUGCGGCAUCAGUUCGAUCAGAUCAUCCUAUACCUGCUUCUUGUGGAAUUUAUUAUUUUGAAGCUAAAAUUGUGAAUAAAGGACGAGAUGGAUAUAUGGGUAUUGGAUUGUCUGCUCAGGGUGUUAAUCUGAAUCGUCUACCAGGAUGGGACAAGCAAUCUUAUGGUUACCAUGGAGAUGAUGGACAUUCAUUUUGUUCAUCUGGUACUGGUCAUCCAUAUGGUCCCACAUUUACAACUGGUGAUGUUGUUGGUUGCUGCGUUAAUUUAGUUGAGAAUUCCUGUUUUUACACUAAAAAUGGUGUCAACAUCGGAAUUGCUUUUAAAGAUUUGCCGAAUAUUCCGCUCUACCCCAUGGUUGGUCUACAAACUCCCGGUGAAGAAGUCUGCGCUAACUUCGGACAACACCCUUUCAUAUUUGAUAUAGAAGAUUAUACUGAAUAUUGGCGAAUAAAAACUCGUUUAUCUAUUGAAAGAUUAGAAGUUCCAGAUGACACUGGUCAGUUUCAAACAACCUUACACAAACUUGUAUCUACCUACCUCAUCCAUCAUGGAUAUGCAGCUACUGCAGAAGCUUUUGGUCAAAGUGUUAAUCUAGGAUGGGGAGAAUAUAAUGAGGAUCUCACGUCAAUAAGAAAUAGACAAAAAAUUCAAAAGCUAGUUUUAGCUGGACACAUGGCUGAAGCAAUUGAGGUGACUCAUCAAUUAUUUCCUGGUCUAUUGGAAAAGAAUCUGAAUCUUUUAUUUAUGUUGAAAGUACGUCAAUUCAUCGAAAUGCUCAACGAAACAGAAUGUGAAGUGAGAAGUAUGAGUCGACACAGUAGUCUAUCUGGUGGAAAAUCAAGUCCUGCAAUGAGUCCCAAACCUUCUUGGCACAGGAGUUCUUCAAAUAGCCCUACAUCAAGUCACAAUGGAGUUUCUCAACCUACAGACAGACAGUCAUCACAUAUUGCAGACCACCAUCCACACAUACCUCACAAAAUGCACCCCCCUCCCACUCAACCACACGGAGAUAGUGACAGGAAUAAUACUGUGGCAACCAAUUCUAGUCUUUCUCAAAAUACAACUAGUUUUUCGAUGCCCAAGUCAUCAAAUAGUAAUGACAGCAGUAUUGACAGUGAUAGUGAUAUGGAUACAGAUAUUGAAGAUCAAACUCUGUUAGCAAUUAGUAAUGGAUCAACAAAUAUAUCCAAUCAAGAUCUACCACAUGCAGUCAAUGGUGACGCUCGACUUAUAAAUGGUGUUUCUUCAUCUCGUGAGGAUUUACAUGCUUCAAAAACAGAAAACGGUGCAAUGGACACGAGUGAAGGAGGUUACCACAGAAAAUUAUGCGGUGGAAAUUCGGCUGCUAUACUUCAAAUGUUGUCAUUUGGUAAGCAACUUCUGCAACUCUCCAGUGAUAUUAAAAAAGAACAUGGACCAAGUAUAAAAAAUAAAAGAAUGCUAGAGGAUGCUUACAGUCUACUGGCGUAUUCUGAUCCCUGGAACAGCCCGGUUGGUCAUCAGUUGGAUCCAAUACAACGAGAACCUGUUUGUGCAGCACUUAACAGCGCCAUAUUAGAGUCUCAAAAUUUGCCAAAGACUCCACCAUUGCUCAUGGCCAUAUCACACGCACAACAAUGUAUAAAGAGAAUGUCACAGAGUCAAAUAGGAACUUGUGCUUUUGCUUCUGUCUCCGACUAUCUUCGAUGACGAUAAACUAAGUAAUGUGACUGCAACUGGGGAACAAUUUUGUAGCAAUUGAAAAAGUCUGCUUUGUACCAUUUUUCAUACAGUAAAUGUGACUUCAAGAGGUAGAAAAUAAUGAAAUAUUCAGACGAUUCAAAUCUUUUUGAGUGUAAUUGAUUUGAGUCCUUAUUGAGUGUAGUUGCUAUUUUCCCCACAGAGAAUUGUGGAGCAUUUGUAUGGCAUAUGGUUUCCUUCGAACAUUCAUAUGUCUCUUUUUCUUUAUAGAUGGUAAAGAUAUGGAUGGUUAUUUUUGUCAUUUUCAAUAUUUUUACGACUUCGCUCAUCUGUGAAAUUUUGGGUGAAUCUUACCCUCUUGAUUAAUAAAUAAUUUAUGCCAACCUA